CGCGCAUGUCAUGUUCGCUGCAGAUAUUCUUCCUUCAGCGAAGCGCUGCCUGUAAGAAUCCAGACGCUGUGUGUUUGGACACUGACAGCGAAGGCAGCCUAUUUCACAUACAUGUACACAACCUGCUAUUUGAUUCAAACCGACUAAAGAUUAUCCUCCACCUCCGCGGCGUUUUAGCGGACAUUCGGAGAAACAAAAAACAAGCCGCUGGCAGACAGACUACAGACGGAUGCAAUUCCCAGCAGCAGUGGCGAGUUAGAUGGAGAAACAGAGGGUGGACGAGUCGCUGUCGUAAAUAAUUAAAUAUCCAGGCAUCUGUUGAAGCUAAAAUAAGGGGAAAAUGCAUCUCCACCAGGUGCUAACGGGAGCUGUGAACCCCGGUGACUGCUGCUAUUCUGUGGGGAGCGUCAACGACAUUCCUUUCACGGCCUAUGGUUCAGGCUGUGAUAUAGUGAUCUUGGCCAGUGAUUUUGAGUGUGUUCAGAUCAUCCCUGGGGCUCAAAAUGGCAACAUCCAGGUGGGCUGUGUCGAGUGCUCCCACCAACUGGGCAGGAUUGCAGCGUCCUAUGGGAACACAGUGUGUAUCUUUGAACCAUUCGCUACCAACCCAAACAAACGCCACAAGCAGCUUAACUACCAGUGGAGAAAGACAGGACAGUUCUUCCUAAAUGCUAUCACCUAUAACCUGGCCUGGGACCCACAAGGGAACCGUAUUCUGGCAGCUACAGAGCACCUGCAGCUGUGGGCCCCUCCGUCAGCAGACACACUGAUAGAGGAGGAGGAUGGACCCGUGACCGAUGAAAAACCUCACCCUGCCCUCAACGACUGGAAGUGUGUUUGGCAGUGCAAGACUGCUAUGUCUGUUCACAUCACCAAGUGGUCUCCUGAUGGGGAAUACUUUGCAACAGCCGGCAAGGAUGACUGUCUGUUGAAGGUGUGGUACCCCACCACUGGGUGGCGCUCUGCUGUGGUGCUCCCAGACCUCCCAGAUAAGAAAGGCCCUCAGGUCCACUUCUCCUUUAUAUACCUGGCCCACCCCCGCUCUGUCACCGGCCUGUCUUGGAGGAAGACCAGCAAAUACAUGCCCAAGGGUAGUGUGUGUAAUGUGUUGUUGACGUCGUGUGAGGACGGUGUGUGUAGGUUGUGGUCUGAGACGGUGCUGCCAGAGGACAGUAUCCUGGGUGGUCAGAUCACUGAGAACACAUACAGCUCCAGCCUGCCAGGCCUGGGGGGCAAGGACAAGAUACAACACGCCCUGGAGUCGAUGAGCCACCUGAAGCACCUGCGUCGUGGUCGUCGGAGGUCGUCUGCUCUGGUGUCUCACACUGAGUUGCUGCCGUCUCAGAUGGGGACCCACGAGACACACACACACCGCCACAUCUCUCACCACGCUAACGCUCUCUGUCAUUUCCACAUCUCUGCCAGCAUCAACCCUGCCACGGACAUCCCAGCGGUGCUAGCGGAGUCUGCUGUGUUUACUCCGGAGGACGGGAGUGGAGGAGGAGGGUUUGUGGUCCACUGGCUCAACAACAAGGACCUGUCCUUCACCACCUCCAUGGACCUGUUCAUGCUGCAGCUCCGCAAGCUCUCAGAACAGCAGCUGGACCAAGCCACCGACGACGCCCUCGACCAGAAUGGCUCCCCCAUUAAGUUUGACUUUGACCUAGAUGAGAUGUCAGAGAAGGGUUCAUCAGAGCAUGAGGAGGGUGAGGGUGGUGAAGGCAGCACCAAGGCGUCGUCCCCAGGCUCCAGUAGCUCAGUGCCCCUGCCCUCCAUGUUGCUGGAGAGGAAGAUGGAGGCGUUAACUCUGGAGUGGAAUAAGAGUCCUGACAUGCUGUUUACCAUCCACCCCACCGACGGGUCCUUCCUGGUCUGGCACGUCAAAUACCUGGACGAGUACAUCCAGGGGAUCUUCAGACAGGUGCAGGUGUCGUUCUCGUCCCGUAUCCCGGUGGCAUUCCCUACAGGCGACGCCAACUCCCUGAGUAAGAACAUUCUGAUGUACGCCUGCUCCUUCUCCAACGUGGAUAGCUCCAACGCCGGGGGAGAGCAGGGGACGAGGGCCCGCCGUCUGCCCCGUUCUGCCUCUGCUGGGCUGGGUUCCUCAGCCCUCAGCCUCUCUCUGGGCCAAGCUCCAGGCAUCGGCCCUGCUGUCAUGAUGGUGUCCAAACAUGUGGACGGGUCUCUCAAUCAGUGGGCGGUGACGUUCGCUGAGCGCUCGGCGUUCUCCAACGUUCUAACUGUGUCUCAUACGUUCCGUUACUGCGGUCACCGGUUCCACCUCAACGACCAGGCGUGUCACACCGUCCUCCCCCUACUGCUGACCUCCUCCCACCACAACGCUCUCCUCACCCCCCCCUCCGCCCCCGGCAGCAUCGACCUCGACCAGCCACCCACACACACACCUCCCCCCAGAGGACGGCGCAGGAAGCAGCUGCGUAACGCGGCCACCAGGACGUUCCAUGACCCGAACGCCAUCUACAGUGAGCUGAUUCUGUGGAGGGUGGACCACAUAGGACCCCUGUCCUGCACUGGAGGAGUGUCAGAGCUGGCCCGAAUCAACUCCCUGCACACAUCAGCCUUCUCCAAUGUAGCAUGGCUGCCUACCCUUGUACCCAGCUCUGUGCUAGGUACAUACUGUAACAGUUCCAGUGCGUGCUUCGUAGCGUCAGAUGGUAAGAACUUGCGUCUCUACCAGGCUGUGGUGGACGCCAGGAAACUACUGGACGAACUGUCAGACCCUGAGACCUCAAAACUAGUAGGAGAGGUAUUUAACAUAGUGAGCCAGCAGUCGACAGCCAGACCAGGCUGCAUCAUAGAACUAGAUGUCAUCACUAACCAGUGUGGAUCUACCACCCAGCUCCUUCAUGUUUUCCAGGAGGACUUUAUUUUGGGGUAUACACCUCAGGAGGACCCAGAGCUCUACACUACAUCCUACCCUUCUCUCGAGGAGUACCAUCCUACUCCGUUCUCUGAGAAGUUCUUCCUGGUUGUCAUAGAGAAGGACCUGAACAUGAACUCUGUGCUGCAGAUGUGGCACCUGCACCUCCAGUCCGUACAGGCCUGUGUGGAUGAUCCGGUCCCAGAGCGGUCUUACCAGUCUCAGCUGACGAUCCCGUUCCAACAGAGUACAGCUGACACGUCCCCCUCCCCUCUCCCUCGCUCAGCCUCCACAGCCAACCUGCAGUCAGCCAGCAAACUGAUCCUCAGCUCCAAGCUGGUCUGUAGCCACCGCCUGGACCUGCCUGUUGGGGUGGAGGUGACCAGGGCUACGCCCUCCGCAGGUCACCUGAGUUCGUCGUCCAUCUACCCUGUGUGUCUGGCCCCCUACCUGAUCGUCACCACCUGCUCUGACUCCCGCGUCCGUUUCUGGCGCUGUUCUGUGGAGGGGGGAGAGACAACCCUGGGCUGUGAGGAGGGGGAGAACAGGAUCUAUCACUGGGAGCCUUGGGCUCUACUCAACGAGGAGGAGGAUAACAACAGUGCUGUGUGUGUCCCGGGACGUCCUGUAGCCGUGUCCUGUUCCUACACUGGACGACUGGCUGUCUCCUUCAAACAGCCCCGGCCUGGACACAUCCCGGGACAGGGCCAUGGUCCAGCAGGGGACUUCUCCAUGCACGUGUCCAUCUUUGAGUGUGAGUCUACGGGGGGGUCUGAGUGGGUGUUGGAGCAGACUCUCCAUCUGGAUGACUUCACUAGGCCCUCCUCUACUCUGGACCCCAGAGUCAGUGUAGACUCCAACCUCUUUGUGUACAGCAGGUCUGACCUGUACAUGAGUCGCGACCACCACUCUCCCAACAUCAAACACUAUGUCCACCUGGACUGGCUGUCCAAAGAGGAUGGGUCUCAUAUCCUCACGGUGGGGGUGGGAUCCAAUAUCCUCAUGUACGGUCGCAUCUCGGGCGUUGUCAACGAACAGACUUCAAGCAAGGACGGGGUGGCGAUCAUCACCCUACCUCUAGGGGGCAGCAUCAAACAGGGUAUCCGUUCACGCUGGAUCCUGCUGCGCACUGUGGACCUGCUCUCCUCUGUAGACGGCACCCCCUCCCUGCCCGUGUCCCUGUCCUGGGUGAGGGACGGCAUCCUGGUGGUGGGUAUGGACUGUGAGAUGCACGUGUACGCCCAGUGGCGCCAGGACCGCAAGCCCGGCGAGGCCGAGGGGGACAGCCUCUCCUCUGAAGAUAACAUCGCCGGGGGGGUUGGAGGGGGCGGAGUGCAGACGGCCACCAAUGCAACCACGGGGGGAUCCUCGUUGGCGUUCAAGGGGCGCCCCCGGUCCAAGAGUGUGUUUGAGGGCAACGUGGCAAUCGACGAGGCUCUCCAGGCGCCGGCAGGGCUGCAGGAGGGGGGUCUGUUCGAGGCAGCCCACUCCCUGUCCCCCACCCUGCCUCAGUACCAUCCAACACAGCUGCUGGAGCUCAUGGACCUGGGGAAGGUCCGCCGCGCCAAGGCCAUCCUGUCCCACCUGGUGAAAUGUAUCGCUGGGGAGGUUGCUGUGGUGAGGGACGUGGAGGCAGGUGAGGGUGGAACCAGACGCCACCUGUCCCGGACAAUCAGUGUGAGCGGCAGUACGGCUAAAGACACCAUCGUGGCCGGCCGCGACGGGGGACGAGAUUACACAGAAAUCAACUCCAUUCCCCCUCUACCCCUCUACGCUCUGCUCUCUGCUGACCUGGACACCUCCUAUAAGGGAGGAGAGGAGGGGGCGAAGGGAGGCAAGGUGUCUGAGGUAGAGGGGGCGAGGAAGACAGGAGGAGAUCAGUACACAGACCUGUUCCAGUUGCAGGCUGUGACGACGGAUGACUUUGUGAGCUUCGCUACAGAGAAAGUAGAGAAGAAGUCUAGAUUCAUCAACCUGUCUCAGUACGGACCCACCUACUUCGGACCAGAACACGCACAGGUGUUAUCUAGUCAGCUGAUGCAUUCCAGUCUUCCAGGUCUGACCAGGUUGGAACAGAUGUUUCUGGUGGCUCUAGCUGAUACUGUAGCUACCACCAGUUCAGAGGUCAGCAGCUCCACUGACAAACAGUACACAGGUGGUGAGGCCCUGGAUGAGUGUGGGUUGAGGUACCUGUUAGCCAUGCGUCUACACACCUGUCUCCUCACCUCUCUACCCCCACUGUACCGCAUGCAGUUGCUGCACCAAGGUCUGUCUACGUGUCACUUUGCGUGGGCGUUCCACUCGGAGGCUGAGGAGGAGAUGUUGAAUAUGAUCCCGGCCAUGCAGAGAGGAGACCCUCAGUGGUCUGAGCUACGGGCUGUAGGGGUGGGCUGGUGGAUACGCAACAUCAACACACUACGCAGGAUGGUGGAGAAGGUGGGUAAAGCAGCGUUCCAGAGGAACAAUGAUCCUUUAGAUGCAGCUCUGUUCUACCUGGCCAUGAAGAAGAAGGCUGUUCUCUGGGGCCUGUUCAGGUCUCAGCGUGAUGAGAAGAUGACGGUGUUCUUUAAGAAUAACUUCAGUGAGGACCGCUGGCGUAAAGCAGCUCUGAAGAACGCUUUCUCUCUGCUGGGGAAACAGCGCUUUGAACAGGCUGCUGCCUUCUUCCUGCUGGCUGGCUCCCUGAAAGACGCCAUCGAGGUGUGCUUGGAGAAGAUGGAAGAUAUCCAGUUGGCCAUGGUAGUAGCCAGGCUGUACGAGGCUGACUAUGAGAGCAGUUCCACCUGCCAAGCCAUCCUGUAUGAGAAGGUUUUGGGCUGCCAGAGGGACGGGUCAGGGUACCACUGCACCAAACUACACCCGGACCCAUUCCUACGCAGCAUAGCCUUCUGGAUCAUGAAGGACUACACCAAGGCUCUGGACACACUGCUAGAGUGCAUCCCCAAAGAGGAUGAUGAGAACCCAGAUGUGAUGGUGAAGUCGUGUAACCCAGUGGUAUUUAGUUUCUAUAACUACCUGAGGACACACCCCCUGAUCAUCCGCCGUCACUAUGCGUCCCCUGAGGGUGCUGUGACAUCAUCACUAGGCCUCACCUCGGAGAAGAGCAGCGUCGACGAGAUCAACCUCAUCGAACGCAAACUCUUCUUCACCACCGCCAACGCACACUUCAAGGUGGGCUGUCCAGUGCUUGCCCUGGAGGUGCUCUCUAAGAUCCCCAAGGUGACCAAGAAGUCAGUCUCCUCGUCCCCCCUAAGUAAAGGCUCUUCCAUGGCCAACGUCAGCUCUAGCCUGCCCCUGGAGAAUGGGAACCAGGGGGCCCUGGACUGGGCCUCUCCUGCCCCAGUUAAGGCCAAUCCUGCCUGGGGUACAGAGGAGAGCUCAGCCACACUGGACUGGAGCCAGCCUCUGGUCAAAGUGGAGGACGAUGGACUCCAGCUGGACUGGGGAGAUGAUAAGAACGAUGAAGAUGAUACUGAUGGUGGUCUGACAAUGAAGAAGACUGAUGUGGAGACCAAAGCUGACGAGGGGUCUGGGGGGGUGAGACCACCUGGGCUGCAGAGAGAGGACUCUCAGGGUGAGUCUGAGGUGGACGUGAUCGCAGAGCAGCUGAAGUUCAGAGCGUGUCUGAAGAUACUGAUGACAGAGCUCAGGACGUUAGCUACGGGCUAUGAGGUGGACGGAGGGAAGCUGCGCUUUCAGCUUUACAGCUGGUUAGAGAAGGAGAUAGGGGCCAUGCACCGCAUCUGCAACUACAAGGUGACGGGGAAGGAGGAGAGCCAGGAGCUGGAGAGAUGGGAUGAUGGAGGAGUAGAGGACGUGUUUGAGGAGUCCCUGGGGGGUGGCGGGGGUACGGAGGCGGGGGCGUAUGAGCGCCACCAGCUGGGGCGUAGGCGUCUCGCAGCCAAGCAGCUUCAUGCUGAGAGGAGGAAGGCGUGGCUGAGGAAGAACCAGGCUCUGCUCCGAGUCUUCCUGUCCUACUGCAGCCUGCACGGAGCCAAGGGAGGGGGGGUCACCUCAGUACGCAUGGAGCUCAUCUUCCUGCUGCAAGAGAGCCAACAGGAGACUACAGUGAAACAGCUCCAGUCCCCCCUGCCCCUCCCCACCACCCUCCCCCUCCUCUCAGCCAGUAUCGCCACCACCAAGACAGUGAUCUCCAACCCUGUCCUCCACCUUAGCAACCACAUCCAUGACAUCCUUCACACCAUCACACAGAUGGAGUUGCCUCCACACCCUGACCUCAUGGACGACAGGGUGAAUCUCCUGCACACCCUGGCUGCCUCUCUAUCUGCCUGCAUCUAUCAAGCCCUGUGUGACAGCCAUAGCUACAGCAGCCAGGCAGAGGCCAAUCAGUUUACAGGGAUGGUGUACCAGGGCCUGCUGCUGAGUGAGAGGAGACGGUUACGCACCGAGAGCAUCGAGGAGCAUGCUACACCCACCUCUGCCCCCGCGCAGUGGCCAGGUGUGUCCUCUCUGAUUGCUCUGGUUCAGUCAGCUCAGGGCGAGGAUCAGCCCAAGCUCAACGUGUUGCUGUGUGAGGCUGUGGUGGCAGUUUACCUGUCCCUGCUCAUCCACGGGUUGGGCAUGCACGCUGGCAACGAACUAUUCCGCCUCGCUGCUCACCCCCUCAGCAACAAGAUGUGGGCGGCCGUGUUUGGGGGUGGGGCUAAAAUCAUCAUCAAACCGAAACGGAACGUCGAGAUCACUCCAGCAGCAGCAGCAGGUAAAGCUAGAACGGACUCGUCAUCAUCAGUGACCCCUGAACCUGACUCAGGGACUAAGGCUAAACCAGCCGUGCCAGCCCCUCCCCCGGCAGAGGAUGUGGAUCGACUCAGACGACGGUUUAAUAUGAGGAUGCUGGUUCCUGGUCGUCCAGUAAAGGAGGUCCCUGCCACACCCCCUCCCGUCCCUGCAGAGAGACCCGCCUACAGGGAGAAGUUCAUUCCUCCAGAGCUCAGCAUGUGGGACUACUUUGUGGCCAAACCCUUCCUGCCCCUGUCAGACAGUGGAGCUCUGUAUGACUCAGAUGAGAGCGGAGAGGAGGAUGACGACGACGAUGAUGAUGAUGCUUUCCUCUCUGACACACAGAUGACUGAACACUCUGACCCCAACUCAUACAGUUGGUCUCUGAUCCGUCUGGUCAUGGUGAAACUGGCUCUACAUAACGUCAAGACCUUCCUCCCUCUCACUGGACUGGACUUCACAGACCUGCCGGUGACGUCUCCUCUGGGGAAUGCUGUGCUGAAGACACUAGAGAACUGGGAGACCCAACUCCAGGAGAGGAUGAACAAGUUUGAUGGUCCUCCUCCCAACUACAUCAACACCUACCCCACUGACCUCAGCACAGGAGGGGGGCCCGCCAUACUGAGGCACAAGGCCAUGCUGGAGCCUGACAACACACCUUUCAAGAAUAAGAACCACAUUUCGUUCCCUGCGAGGCGUCUCUGGCACUACCUGGUGAAACAGGAAGUUCUUCAGGAGACUUUGAUUCGCUAUAUCUUCACUAAGAAGAGGAAGCAGAGCGAGGUGGAGGGAGACUUAGGCUACCCAGGAAGGAAUGCUAAGAUCAUCCACAAGGAGUCUGACAUCAUCAUGGCCUUCGCCAUCAACAGGGCUAACACCAAUGAGAUAGUGCUGGCGUCCACUCACGACGUGCAGGAGGUUGAUGUGUCCACUCUGUUAGCUGCUCAGCCCUACACCUGGAUAGGAGAGGACUUUGACAAGGAGUCACACAGUUCUGAUGACGUGGACUACCGUUCUUCCCACACUAACGUUGCCCAGGCCUCCUCUACCCCGUCCCACUUCAACCCCAAAGACAUGGCAGCCUCUGCAUCCAUGCCCUGGCUGGGGAGUGGGCAGACCAGCAUGGGUGCUAGUGUGAUUAUGAAGAGGAACCUGAACAAUGUGAAGAGAAUGACCUCCCACCCCAUAUUCCAGUACUAUAUGACUGGGGCUCAGGACGGCAGUGUCCGUAUGUUUGAGUGGAACAGGCCACAGCAACUCAUCUGCUUCAGACAGGCAGGCAAUGCCAGAGUCACACGCCUCUACUUCAACUCACAGGGAAACAAGUGUGGUGUAUCAGAUGGAGAAGGCUUCCUCAGUCUGUGGCAGGUCAACCAGACCUCCUCCAACCCCAAGCCCUACGUGAGUUGGCAGUGCCACUCUAAGACCUGUGGUGAUUUUGCCUUCAUCAUCUCCAGUCUCAUCGCAACGGCAGGACAGUCCAACGACAGCAGAAAUGUCUGCCUGUGGGACACUCUUAUUUCACCUAGUAACGCCAUGGUACAUGCCUUCCCGUGCCAUGAGAACGGUGCCACGGUGUUGCAGUACGCUCCCAAGCAGCAGCUGCUGAUCUCGGGAGGCAGGAAGGGCUUUGUGUGUGUGUUUGACAUCCGACAGAGACAGCUGCUACACACCUUCCAGGCCCACGACUCAGCCGUCAAAGCCCUGGCGCUCGACACCUCCGAAGACUUCUUCGUAACCGGCUCGGCUGAGGGGAACAUGAAGGUGUGGAAGCUGGCAGGCCAUGGCCUCAUGCACUCGUUUAGCACAGAGCAUGCCAAGCAGUCCAUCUUCCGGAACAUCGGAGCAGGCGUCAUGCAGGUGGAGACCCGCCCCGGCAACCGCAUAUUCACCUGCGGCGCCGACGGAACCCUCAAGAUGAGGGUUCUACCCGACCGCUACAACAUCCCCUCUAGCAUCUUCGACAUUCUGUAGACCCCAAACCACUUCCUGUACUGUCUGUAGAGAGGUCAUCUGAUUGGUUAGUGGUUGAACGUUGAAACUAUAACCAAACUUUCACUGGAAUAUUCAACAUCUUGUAGAAACGUAAAUACCUGGAAGUGGUAUGUCUAAAUGGCGGUGGAUAGGAAGGAGUAAGGUUGAAAGAUUAACCAAACUUUCUUUCACUAGUAUAACAUUGAGUAGAGAGCCUAGACUUGUGUGAGAGAGACGAAGAGAGAUCGGGGUAAAGGUUUACAGAUAGAUCACUAAGUAUAUUACACUGCUGGAUAGGCUAGUUGAGAGGGCUCUAAUGAUAUGUGUGACGUAGAGGUGAAAGGUUGAGAGAUGACCAAGGUUUCAGCAGCUUUGAGAGAGCAACAGAGAGUGUACGGUAUGACUUUACCUAGCGGAAAUCCUAUCAGAAAAGUUCAAUUGAGCUGUGAAUAUCUUUGUCUUUCCCGAAGCCUAAAAGCGUGUAUUAAAACGUAAAGCAACAGGUUCCAUACUGGAUUUUAACAGUUACAUUUCCUAUCAUUUUAAAAGCGGCUGCUGGACGUUUACGAGUGUGUCAGUCCAUAUGAAAGCUAUGCAUGACUUCCUGUUCUCGUUUUAAGCGGUGCAAUCACAUGGUUUAUUGAUAUGAUAGUGCUCUGUACAAGUGCUCAAACUCUUCUAAAGUGUGUAUCUGUUGUCAUUUUGUGCCCAUAAGCUGAAAAACUCUCUUAGCAUCUACAUUAACCAGCACUGUGGUUCCUUUAGUCAGUCAGUCAGUGGUCUGGUGUGACUCUGAAGUUGUUGAUCUGCAUUUUGUUGAAAUGGUUUCAUCCUCUUCAUCCCCUGGCUAAUCUCACUGUUAAUGACAACGUUUAAUGGCACACUAUCCCCAUAGUGACCCCAUCCCAUAACACUGGCUGCCUAGUGACUCGCUAGCCUACUCCAUCGAUUGAUCUAUGGAUUGAUUGAGCCUAGCAGCUAUGUGAUCACACCUCUGUGUAUCUGCCGCCCGCCUGCCGUCAAAAGCCUGUUUGUGCGGCAGCAGCGGCCUCACUGCUAGAACCUUGUGUUUGGAAGAUGGUGUGUUUUGAUCCUGUGACUGUGUGUAGUCUAUAUGUCUCAUCUGUCUGUUCCACUGAAUACCCCCCCCCCCCCCCC
Molecule: messenger RNA, 10753 nt
Organism: Oncorhynchus kisutch (coho salmon)
Lineage: Eukaryota; Metazoa; Chordata; Actinopteri; Salmoniformes; Salmonidae
Product: dmX-like protein 2
Biological process (GO): vacuolar acidification
Cellular component (GO): RAVE complex
Molecular function (GO): protein binding
Source: RefSeq, a predicted model, not a curated record